AUCCACGCCGGGACUUUUCCCUUCCCCCUUCUUACAUCAUUGUGCCGCGUUGCACCUUGCGCGAAAUGUGGAGCACGCUUGACUGCGCACCCGCACCACCCCCCGGCCCAGGUACAAGACAUGGCAGACUGUCGUCGACCUCCAAAGAAACACUGCACAUGAAUGCGCCGUGAUCAACAAAGCUCUUUCUUGUAUAGCUCCAUUCUAGUGUGAUACAAAUCCAACUUCAGCUCAGUUUCUCUCGUCCUGUUCUAUCUUCCACAGCCUACGAUCCACUCAUCUCAAAAAAGCAUACCACCCACCAUGCCAUCAACAAGACGUUCAUCUGCGCGCAUUGCUGCUCAAUCCCAAAACUCGUCCUCUCCCCAGCAGCCGAAAUCGUCGCCCACCGCCGCCGCCAGUAAGAAGCGCAAGAAUGAAGCUCAGGGCUCUUCUCCCAGCGCAAAGCGUGGGAAGAAGCACGCCGAGCCGGAGCAGAAGACUCUAGAGGAGACGAUCGAGAACGGCGACCAACCCAAGGACACGCCGACUGAGAAGGUCGAGAAGGAACACGACAAGCCGGAACAAACCGAAGCACAGCAAGCCAACGGGGACUCCACCUCCUCCAAGAAGGAGGAAGAGAAGCCACAAGGUGCCGACGACGACACCAAGAUGACGGGCACCGAAGGUGACGAAAAAGCUCAGCAAGCGACCAAAGAAGAAGGUGCUGAACCGGCAGAACCCGAACAGAAGAAAGAAGACAAGGACGCGGCAUCAGACGAACCCAAGAAAGAAGAAAACACGAAGCAAGAAGAAAGCAAGGAGAAGCCAAGCGAAACCAACGGCGACGCCGUCAUCGCCGAGGGCCGCGACGACAACGACGUGCCUUCCAGCAUCCUUGAAAAGGGAAUCAUAUACUUUUUCUUCCGGGCGCGAGUCAACGUCGACGACCCUCAAGACGUCAACGACAUUGCUCGAACCUACAUAGUGAUGCGCCCUCUCCCCUUGGACGCGAAACUCGGCGACGGCCCCAUCGGCGACGAAGGCAACUGCCGGCUCCUGGCGCUUCCGAAAAAGGUCCUUCCACAAAGCGGCAGAGAUCGAUUCAUGGCGUUCGUCGAGAAAGCCAAGACAGGGUUCAAGGAGUUGAAGGAGUCGUUCAUGGCAGGUUCGGAACACGAGACCAAGACUUCUGGGAAGAGCCAUGUCCCGCCCGCCACUCCUCUGGCAGAAGGCGUGUAUGCCAUCACAUCGACAGGUCGCGAGUCGCAUCUGGCCUAUAUCAUCACGAUCCCGAGCGAGCUCGGCGAGGUUCAGAAGGAACUGGGUCUUCACGAACGCGGUAGCUUUAUCAUGAGCGUCAAGAACCCAACCCAGCCUCAGCCUAGUAAUACCAACUUACCGAAGGAUCCGGAGUAUCCUAAGGAGAUCCUCGAUGAGUUCGGCAGUCUCCGCUGGAAGCCCUUGCAGCCCAAGUAUCUCGAUUACCCCAAUGCUCAGGUCCUGAUCAUCGGUGGUCAUUGGGACAAGGCGACCGAGCAAAGACCAAAGGAUGAUCGGGAGCAUAAUGCUCCUCCGGAAGAAGAGUUGGAAAAGUUGGAGGGUGAGGAUGAGAUUCGUGUCAAACAUCUCAAAGGUGAUGAUGCCGUCUUCGCCGAUCUAGGAAUCUCCUCUAAGGAUUUUCCCAAGGUGCCUACUACUUGGUAGAUUGUGUCGUUAUGACCAACCAGAACGGGCUUUUCAAGUUGAGGAGGUGACGAUUGCCGGCUCAUGUUGCUGUACAGGUUGGAAUAAGCUCUUUCAGGCGUACUGGUAGCUGCGGUUCAAAGAGCUGCUCUGCCAAAGAAAAAAAGUGUCAACGCCCUCGCAAAUCCUCGUCGAAAGCCCUUGUUAGGUACUGUAUCUGUUGGGAGGGGCUUUGUGAGACUCUCGAAUUUGAAGUAGUUGUAUGAUAAAAGGUCCCAGGAGUACGUAGUCAAAUGUAAUGCGUAGAAAACUAGCUUUGCAAUCGAGGAAAUUUCAUGAAAAAAUAGGCAACGCAGGCACAUGAAAGCAGAGCAAAUAAGAUCCAAAUAUUGAUGACUGAUUGAUGAUUAGGCUGUAUGAAGGAAAAAGGAACCUGAAGUAUUCUCGUUCUGGAUGAAUAAUAUAUGAAUUGACCAGGUAGCACCCCCCG
Messenger RNA from Exophiala dermatitidis NIH/UT8656, 2155 nucleotides. RefSeq lists its product as uncharacterized. The record is from RefSeq and is a predicted model, not a curated record. NCBI's taxonomy places the organism in Eukaryota, Fungi, Ascomycota, Eurotiomycetes, Chaetothyriales, Herpotrichiellaceae. Bases 304 to 1686 code for a protein of 460 amino acids. The transcript is spliced from 3 exons.